AUGAGCCGCCAAUUCACCUACAAGUCGGGAGCCGCUGCCAAGGGGGGUUUCAGUGGAUGCUCAGUUGUCCUCUCUGGGAGCAGCUCACCUUCCUACAGGGCAGGGAGCAAAGGGCUCAGUGGGUGCUUUGGAAGCCGGAGCCUGUACAGCCUGGGGUGUGCCCGGAGCGUCUCUUUCAACAUGGCCAGUGGCAGUGGGCGGGCAGGGGGCUAUGGGUUUAGCCGAGGCCGAGCCAGUGGCUUUGCUGGCAGCAUGUUUGGCAGUGUGGCCCUGGGGCCCAUGUGCCCAUCCCUGUGCCCACCUGGGGGCAUCCACCAGGUCAUCGUCAACAAGAGCCUCCUGGCUCCCCUCAAUGUGGAGCUGGACCCUGAGAUCCAGAAAGUGCGUGCCCAGGAGCGGGAGCAGAUCAAGGCACUGAACAACAAGUUCGCCUCCUUCAUCGACAAGGUGAGGUUCCUGGAGCAGCAGAACCAGGUUCUGGGGACCAAGUGGGAGCUGCUGCAGCAGCUGGACCUGAACAACUGUAAGAACAACCUGGAGCCCAUCUUCGAGGGCUACAUCAGCAACCUGCGCAAGCAGCUGGAGAUCCUGUCGGGGGACCGGGUGAGGCUGGACUCGGAGCUGAGGAGCAUGCGUGAUGUGGUGGAGGACUACAAGAAGAGGUAUGAGGAGGAAAUAAACAAGCGCACAACUGCUGAGAAUGAAUUUGUGGUGCUUAAGAAGGAUGUGGACGUGGCAUACAUGAGCAAGGUGGAGCUGCAGGCCAAGGUGGAUGCCCUGGAGAGAGAAAUAAAGUUCUUUACAUGCCUGUACGAGGGGGAGAUUGCUCAGAUGCAGUCCCACAUCAGUGACACAUCUGUCAUCCUGUCCAUGGACAACAACCGGGACCUGGACCUGGACAGCAUCAUUGCUGAGGUCCGGGCCCAGUAUGAGGACAUAGCUCUCAAGAGCAAGGCGGAGGCCGAGGCACUGUACCAGACCAAGUUCCAGGAGCUGCAGCUGGCGGCCGGUUGGCAUGGGAAUGACCUCAAACACACCAAGAAUGAGAUCUCAGAGCUGACCCGGCUCAUCCAAAGGCUGCGCUCAGAGAUUGAGAAUGUGAAGAAGCAGUGCUCCAACCUGGAGACGGCCAUCACUGAUGCUGAGCAGCGAGGCCACUGUGCCCUGAAGGAUGCUCAGGCCAAGCUGGAUGAGCUGGAGACUGCUCUGCUCCAGGCCAAGGAGGAGCUGGCCCGGAUGAUGCGUGAGUACCAGGAGCUGAUGAGCACCAAGCUGGCCCUGGACAUCGAGAUCGCCACCUACCGCAAGCUGCUGGAGGGCGAGGAGUGCAGGAUGUCUGGAGAAUACACCAAUUCUGUGAGCAUAUCUGUCAUCAGCAGCUCCAUGGCCGGGACUGCAGGCACAGGAGCCGGUUUUGGGUACAGUGGCACCGGCACCUAUGGAUAUCGGCCCAGCUCUGUCGGCGGGGGCUAUGGCUUCCUGCCGGGGGGCUGUGUCACUGGCAGUGGGAACUGCAGCCCCCGCGGGGAGGCCAAAACCAGGUUGGGGAGUACAAGUGAAAUCAAGGACCUGCCGGGAAAGACCCUAGCUCUGAGCUCACCCACCAAGAAGACCCCAAGAUAA
This is a messenger RNA of Rangifer tarandus platyrhynchus (Svalbard reindeer), 1623 nucleotides long. Lineage: Eukaryota; Metazoa; Chordata; Mammalia; Artiodactyla; Cervidae. The record is from the annotation of a GenBank genome assembly.